UUUGAAGUUUACAUGAUGCAUUAUAGAGCCAAGUCCAUUUCAGAGCUAGUUAGAGAAGGAUUUAGCUUUCUUCAUUCUGCAAUUCAGCAAUUAUAUUUUUAUAAUUCAGAUAACAGGAAUAUAAAAAGUAAAAAACUGGUGUUUGCUGAAUCUUUUCAUCAGUAAAUUUGAUACAUAUGUAAUGUGCAUUUUGUAUGUAAAAUAAGUUCUUAUUAAUGCAAGAUAGAUUUUGAUCAUAAAUGCUUCAUCUUCAUCAUUUUCUUCUAUUUUACAAAUAGUGGAGGAUGAAUCUGUAGUAAUUCUGAUAAAAGAUGAGAACCACACACAAUUCCUUUUAAAAACAUCCCUUUGGAUUUAAAAAUACUUUCUGAGGAGUAUGCACAUGCUGGCUAUGUGCAUGAGUCUGUACACGUUUGUGUGCUUGUCUGCCUUACAAGAGAAAGGUAUGGGACAAUUGCAAUAGGCUGCUCUUGCAGAAGCCACCAUCUUCUAACCCUGCUCUUGGACUCUAUCCAGCUUAUAUCGCCAAUCCAGGCAGACCGGAAUGCUGGAGUAUGUUUACAGAAGAUACAAGACAGCUACAAUUCAAAACAGAAAACAGAAGAAUGAAAUUAAGAGAUAAAUUAGUAACGUGGAAAAUAACCUUAACUGUCUUCAAUGGAAUUUUCUUGGCACUGGGUAUUAUGAUUUUGACGUUUGGUUUGUGGCUUUUAUUUGACAGAAGUAAUUUAUUUGGUGUAUUAUUUUCUUCAGGUGAGAACCAACUGGUGGUACGUGUUUCUUUUAUGUUACUUGGAGUUGGAUCUCUUAUUAUUUUUACAUCAGUCGUGGGAUUCCUUGGAAAUGUUAAGAAAAUCAGAUGCCUACUAGUUACAUAUGUGUGUUUUCAAGUCCUAGUGUUUUUCACCCAGAUUGCCAUAUCAGCACUGAUAUUUUUGAAGAAAGAAGUGGUCUACCAUCAGUGGAACAACAGAAUUGAUGAAGUUAUUUCUGAUUAUGGGAAUAAGAGUCUGGCUGAGAAGGAACCUGUGUGGAAUAUUCUGAAUGCUGUGCAGCAGAAUAUGGAAUGCUGUGGAAGAUACAAUGUCACACAGUGGGAAAAGAAUAAAAACAAGGAAAACCAUGCUCAGAUCCCAUGUUCAUGCACAAAAUCUAACCUGAAGAAAUGGUUUUGUGAUAUCCCAAGGAAUUCAACAUAUACUAUGGGUUGUGAAGAAUAUUUAGAUACAUGGUUUGAAAAUAAUGUUUUGAUCUUAAAUGGAAUUAGUAUCAGUCUGCUAAUUACACAGGUAUUUGUGAUCACAUUAUCCAUGAAGCUAUUUAUGAACAUCAGAAGGAAUAGUAUUUGGCCAAAUUAAUGAUGAAUUCAUUUGGGCAUUGCAGUUGUGCAAGAAGAUCUGUUCCCUUCCUGUGAUAAUAAACAAAAGUUCACAUUGCACUGUAUGUAUUGUAAUCACCAGGAUAUUAACAUUUGGGCUUUAAUGUAUUUGAUUAUUGAUCAUAGUUACAGAUAUAGCAAUAUGCUACAAAACUGUGUUUUAAAGUGUUAAGUACUAUACCUUUUACUAUAUGGUUAAUAAAACUUCAGCUGUGUUAGUAUGCCCUCUAAUCCUUUCUUGUAAACUCUUGAUUGGUAAAACUCUGUGUGUUCUUCCCAAAAUAUUGAGUCAAGUUGGCAAGGGGAUGCAGCCUUCUCUCCAAGAAAUACAUUUUCAGAAAUAAAAAAUACUUUGGCAAGCAUGAAGUGGCUUCUGCAGAUAUACAAGUACUCAUAUUCAGUUAACUUGGGAUAUUCCUUCAUUAGUGCAGUAAGUUGUACACCUAUUCGUGCUUCACUGGUUGGUUACACGUAAAAAAUUUACACGUGGAAACCUCCUCUCAGCCCCUCCUUUUAAAAAGAUAAAAAGAACAGGAUUAUCUGAGUAAAUGCAGCGAAGUAACAGCUGGAUGAGUAUGCGGAAGCUAAGGUACUCCCAUAGAGUUUAUUCAUCCUCCCUUUCUGGAUAGGUAUUUUAUUAUGGUGUCCUCUAAAAGGAUUUCACAUACUUGUAUUUUUCUGGUUUGAGUGUAAGCCUGGUUUCACUUGUCUGUAGUUUCUACAACUUGAAAUGAUUAAAACUUGAUUAAUGGAUCCCACUGUAAUAUUAUGUAGUCAAGAAUACAGAAAACAAAGUCAGCUAUGGAAUCUAAAAUUGUUCCUAAUGUGUCUUUGUUACAGAAUAGUUGUUAAUUAUGUGAUCUCAUAUUGUCUUUCCACCAUAGGCAGAUUUCCAAAUUCUGUAACUGUUGUCCUAAUGCAAAUAUUAUUUAAGCAUGAAUAGAAGCAGCUCCUAUUGUCCUCAGUGACAACUUGGCUUGCCCAAGUGAGAGGAGAAUGUGCUUCGGUGUGUGUAUUUUCUUAAUACUUAUCAAGACCUCUCAUGAACAUUCACCAUAAAAUGUUGCUGAAUCAAGCAUAUAGGCAAAUAGAUAAUAGACAUAUGUAUUAAAAUAACGUGUAAGACUGGCCAUACUGCCAUACAUGCUGCUGCUGCUAACAGGAGUAAUUAUAGAAACAUCAUUAUUAGUAUAGAAUUUACUAAGAAGUUUCGGAAAGAAAAGAGAAUAAAAUCUACUGUAUAAAAAGGGGUUUUAAGCUUCAUUUUUGAGAUAAGAAAAUGGAGUUAAGUAUUUGUUUACUGCUAAUUUGUGCAGUGCUGAUAGGUAGACACUAGAUGACACAGAGAGCUAAAGUAUUAUACAAGACAUAGAAAUAUAAACACAAAAUUCACAGAAAGCCAUGAUGUACUUGCCUUAUAUGUAUACUACACUUUAGAACAUAUUAAGUCAGAAGAUUUGAACCACAUAACACUACACUUUCAGAGAAAAGAGUUUUCAGAGACAGUGGCUUCAGUGGUCUGUGCCACAGCAAAAAAUUCACUGCAGCUGUCACUGUAUUAAAGCUCAAAAAGGUAAUGAGUGAUUACAGUUCAGCUAAUGUAGAAGAUGUAUGGCCAAAAUUAGGAGAUGUCCCUAAAGUGAUAUAUGAUGUGAGAGUGCAGAGGGAAAUAAUAACUGCAUAAAUUCCAAAUAUGUGUGAUUAAAGAAAAGAAACACAGACUGUGGUCUUUCAUGUGGCUUAAAAGCACCCUGCUGCUAAAGAGACUGUCCUCGUUGUCUUCAUGUUCUGCCUGAGCAUUGGCACUUGUACACAUACAGCUUUGUUGGAAACUAAUUUAAAGCCCAGUCUGA
Molecule: messenger RNA, 3231 nt
Organism: Meleagris gallopavo (turkey)
Lineage: Eukaryota; Metazoa; Chordata; Aves; Galliformes; Phasianidae
Source: RefSeq, a predicted model, not a curated record